AUUCUUCGAACGCCUUCUUCUUUCGUGUCCUCCCCGUCCUCUUGCCGGAGAUAAAGCUGUGAAAAGCGGAGCAACAGGGGUUAUGGAGAGGCCGGCGUAUUUGGAUGAGUACGAGAAGCUCGUCAUCAGGAUGAACACUCCUAAGGUCGUCAUCGACAAUGCUGUUUGCCCGCUCGCAACUCUCGUCAAGGUUGACAGCGCGUCGAGGAAGCACGGCGUUCUCCUCGAAGCCAUCCAUGUCCUAACCGACCUCAACCUCUCUGUCAAGAAGGCCUACAUCUCCUCCGAUGGCCGCUGGUUCAUGGACGUCUUCCACGUCACCGACCAGUUCGGCAACAAGCUCACCGAUGACAGCGUCAUCUCCUACCUCGAGCAGUCUUUGGACACGGGGAACCCGGAAAUCAACAGAAGCCACCGCUGCGAAGGGCUCACGGCCUUGGAGCUGACGGGGACGGACCGCCCGGGCCUCCUCUCCGAAGUCUUCGCCGUGCUUGCCGACCUUCAAUGCGACGUGGUGGAGGCCACGGUGUGGACGCACGAUGGCCGCGUCGCGUGCAUCCUCUUCCUCAAGGACCAGCUCUCCGGCUCGCCCCUCGAUGAUGCGCAGAGGAUCCACCGCAUCGAGUCCCGCCUCCGCCACGUCCUCAAGGGCGACCAUGGCGUCCGCAGCGGCAAGACGGCUGUCACCUCCAUGGCCGUCGCCCACCCCGACAGUCGACUCCACCAGCUGAUGCUCGCCGACCGAGACUACGACCGCUGUCCAUCGGCUCCUGCCUCAUCAACCUUAGUCUCGGUCCAGAACUGGGACGAGCGUGGCUACUCCGUCGUCAACGUGCAGUGUCGCGACCGACCGAAGCUGCUGUUCGACAUCGUGUGGACGCUAACGGACAUGCAGUAUGUAGUGUUUCACGGCACCAUCGACACUGAUGGUGAUUCAGCUCAUCAGGAGUUCUACAUAAGGCAUAAGAAUGGUAGCCCCAUCGAUUCAGAAGCUGAGAGGCACCGAGUGAUCCAAUGCUUGCAAGCCGCCAUCGAAAGGAGAGCAUCAGAGGGCACGAGAUUGGAGCUUUGCAUCGAGGACCGGCCGGGGCUCCUUUCCGAUGUAACCCGAACCUUCCGGGAGAACGGGCUUCUGGUGACGAGAGCAGAGGCGUCGACGAAAGGCGACUUGGCGUCGGAUGUCUUCUACGUGACGGACGCCGCCGGGCAAGCCGCGGAUCCCAAGGCGAUCGAGGCCGUCCGACUGAGGAUUGGUUUUGAUCACCUCAAGGUGAAGGAGGAGCAACGGCCGCGAUUCUGCCGCAAGGAGUCAACCGACAGGGAAGCAUCUCUGGGUGGUGUCGGCACUGGGUUGUUCUACCUUGGCAGUUUAGUUAGGAGAAACCUGUACAACUUGGGGUUGAUCAAGUCAUGUUCUUAGCUUCCUGGUCUGUAUGCACCGCCAGUUGGUGGCUUCUCUUCCUUCAGGGUUUUGUACGUAACGGGAAAGGAAGUGAGAAAUCGAAGAUUCCAUGUAUAUUUUCAUGCAUUGGGGUCAACUCCUGGUCGACCGUUGGUCAACCUUUCAACGCUUUCUAGGCCUCCGACAACACGACAACAUAAAUCUUACGCGGCGUGCCCAAAAGACAACAUGGCUGAACCAACUCGGAAAAUCUCCAGGGUUACGUGCCAAAGGCUACGCUACAUCCAGUCCCGAAAAUUUCUAUGGCUGAUUCAGUUGGAUUCCGUCCAGGCGAACACACCUAUGCAAUGCUGACAUCAUCCUUUCCUCUCAUCAAAUCAUAUUUCCGUGUUUUUUCUUGUUUUUCUAACAAAUAAUAACAUUUCAGUUCCCGGUUCGGUAUAUUUCGAUUUUUGUAACGCUAAUCGUUAAAAUAAUCGAGUUGUUAUAUCAUAUUUAUUAGUAUUAUGUCUUUCUUUUACAUUUCUCACCCGGACUUUUGCAGUUCCAAUAAUAAUUUCUUCUCUCUCUCCUCCUCUCUUGCUUGCUUUCUUCCUCUUCUUGAUUUUGUUGUCGUCUGAAAUCUUCAGUCUCGUGUCUUCCUUUCUUCCUCUUUUUGUUUUUAUUGUCGUCUGAAACCGGCAGCAAUCCAUAUCGAUUAGAAGAGUGGAGCUCGUGGUGGUGACCUCCGAUGGCGAGAGCUGGAAGGAACCCUAAAGAUCGGAACCCGGCGGGCGAAGGAGAGCUCCUUCCAGCCUCGUCUGCGGGUUCUUUCAGUGUUUCUUGAGGUUCAUCUACGCAUGGAGACCAGGGAAGGAGCGUUAACUUCUCCAGCCAUGGCGGUGGCCAACGCGUCAGGGAGAUAUCAGCCUCCACCGCCGCCUCGCAAGGGAGGAGAAUCUUGCUGGCGAUACCGGUGGGUUGCCUGCCGUGGCGACGGAGGCGGCUCCGCAGGCGAGAGUCGCGGUCGGGCCGGUCACGGAGCCGAUAAAGCAGAAGAGGGGGCGGCCGAGGAAGUAUGGACCGGACGGGAACCUGCUGCGGCCGCUGAACCCGAUGCUGAUCUUGGCGUCCGUGCCGACAGGCGUCGAGUACACGUCGGAGGCCGCGGUGGGGGCGGCGAUGAAGCGGGGUAGAGGGCGGCCAGCGGGUUCGGUGAGCAAGACACCACACUACCGGCUAGCGAUGGAGUCUUUAGGAGAGAUGGUGGUUUGCUCUGCUGGUGCCAAUUUCACACCUCAUGUCAUCAAUGUUUCUUCUGGAUGUUACCAUGAAGAUCAUAUCCUUUUUACAACAAGGACCUUGAGCUAUUUGUGUUUUCUCUGCUAAUGGCGUUAUCUUGAAUGUUCCACUACGUCAACCCGAUUCAAGUGGCGGAACAUUAACUUAUGAGGUCUGUGUAUCUCCUCACGUAGCAGGAUGUUCUUUGAUUUCUUUAGUCUGGUUAAUUGUUAAAUACUGUAGAGAUGAUCCAAAAGUUUUUCUUGCACAUAUUCCUGGUUGUGCUAUACUAAUAGAAUUUAGCUGUCA
Musa acuminata AAA Group (dessert banana) is the source of this 2971-nucleotide messenger RNA. RefSeq names its product ACT domain-containing protein ACR8-like. NCBI's taxonomy places the organism in Eukaryota, Viridiplantae, Streptophyta, Magnoliopsida, Zingiberales, Musaceae. The record is from RefSeq and is a predicted model, not a curated record. Bases 83 to 1420 code for a protein of 445 amino acids. The transcript is spliced from 9 exons.